AAUCCAAAGCCUCGUUGCAUGAUUCUUGUAACAGAGACCUCUCUGUGCUCCAACACAAAAUUUAUUUCUUUAUUUAUGCUCCAUGUUUGAAUUGUGUGCCUGGUCAAUGCAUCCAUCUAUCGACUUUGGAGAAAAAACUGCAUUAAAGUCCUUGAUUAUUUUUAAUUAUUACAGAAAAUAUAAUCAUCACGGAAAAGAGGUCUACGUCCAUGUCAUGCCCCGCAAGUAAGAAGAGUAGAUCAAAACUAGGAAAAUUUAUUGAUGGAGGGGGCAUCAUCCUUGAUGCUGACCUUUGUAUCCUAACCUUACAUUUUGGUCUGAUGGGAGGGUUACAGAACCAGAAAUGAAAGGGGAAAUGCGAUUUAAACAUUCAAAUAGCACUGUUCAGUUUCCAUCUUCGCCACUGUUUCUUUUGUUACCAUUUAUAAGCAAAAUUUUGUCAGUCCUCCCAUGUGUAGCAGUGUAGCUAGAGAGAUCAGGGUUUGUACAAUUUCCUUGCAGGGGUGGGUCCAUGACAUGUUGAUAUGGAUGUCACUCAUAUGAAGAGUCAUCCUUGGCCAACAAACAACUUUCACAGCUUGCAAUUCACAUGACUGGCUAGCCAUUCCUAUGAGCUGAAAUGGGUGACAUCUCUUUACUUCAAAACACCUCAGGUGGGUUACUUACUGAGGGAGCUGAUGAGAGAGUGAAAAUGUUGCUUAAGUACUUCAAAUCAGAAGAAGACAUGGGAUGUGGUGAUAGUUUUGCUGAGAGAGCUGAAUGGUACUACCAGAAACGCCCUCAACUUCUUGCUUCGCUUCAAGACUUGUACAAUGGGUACACAAUCUUGCUGGACAGAUGCAAUAGAAUGGAGAAGGGCAAGAGACUUAGCAAACAUCUCUCUUCUCCAAUGUCAAUCACCUCUGAUGAUGAUCAAGAUCAAGAAGACAGUCGUGGAUCUAGCAGCUGCCAGUUUCUUGAUUGGGAUGCUGAGAGCUCACUGUCUUACCAACAACCGCCGACCCCUUUUCAAGAUGGAUGUAAUACCAUUCUUGGCAUUGAUGAGAUUGUAGCGGAUCUCGUAAUGAAGAAUGUAGGGAAUGACAUAUUAGCAGACCAGCUUAGUGACAUGGAGAAGCAGCAGCUAGGUCAAGAAUCAAUAUGGAGGAAAGUAGAGUUGUUAAAGAAACUUCUUGAGGUGUUAGAGUCAGAGAGGAUAGUGUUACAGAAUGAGAAUGUUAGAUUGGGGUACAAAAUGCAAGCUUUAUUGGAAGAAAACAAAGGGUUGUCAUCUGAGGCUAUGUUCAUGAAGAGGAAAGCUGGUGAACUUGCUAGGUGUGUGUUAAAGAUGAGGGAGGACCACAGGGUUUGUAUGCUAACUAGGAAAAUUGAGGAUCUUCAAGGGCAGAUAUAUGGGUUGGAGAUGAGAAACAAGGAGUACUAUCAACAGUUGUUGAAGAAAGAGGAGCAUCAGGAAGAUAAAAUUAGCAGCAGCAGCAGCAAAGAUGGUGGGGUCGCUUUUGUGGGUUGUUGCUUCCAACUGGAGAAGCUGAAGUUGAAGAAAAAGAAUGAAGCAUAUGUUGGGAAUGGUGGAUGGUCAAAAUGGUGGAGCAAGGUCAAGAACAUGGACAUGUUUUUGUGUGGCUUUCAGUGCUCCCCUUGACAUGGCGUGGCUAGUUUCCAGACAGCUACCACCUCUGCAUCAGAUGGAGUUACAGGCAGCUGAUAUCGUUAGUUCUCUCUUCUGGUCUUGUUUUCUGUUUGAGCCUGAUGGAAAUUAUAAUGUUAAUCUAAUUAAAUGAUUUGACUAGCCAUGAGAAGUUAUUCAUUGAAGUCUUGGUUGGUGAACAA
Messenger RNA from Populus nigra (black poplar), 1830 nucleotides. Its product is annotated as kinase-interacting family protein. The record is from RefSeq and is a predicted model, not a curated record. The transcript has a single exon. Gene Ontology annotation, molecular function: actin binding. Bases 620 to 1642 code for a protein of 340 amino acids. Lineage: Eukaryota; Viridiplantae; Streptophyta; Magnoliopsida; Malpighiales; Salicaceae.